UUGAGAUUGACAAGAAAUGACUCACAGAAGACUGUAUUUCAAUGAAAGUGAUUCAACAAAACGAUGUUCUACCGAAGGAAAUUCUGCUAGAGAUCAUCCACCGUUGAAGACAGACUCAUCUGCUAACAGUAGCGCAAACUGCCACGGACACGACAAGAGAUGGAUCAAUGAGGACCGUCACACCAUGCUACGACAGACCCUGGCCAAGACACGGCGACUGGGCAUGCGGGGGCCGGCCUACAUGUUCAGCGCCCGCUCAGCCAGCCUAUCCCUGACCGAGGAGCGCUUCCUGGACGCGGCGGAGUACGGCAACAUCCCCGGGGUCCGCAAGAUGCUGGAGGAACUUCCUGAACUCAACGUCAACUGUGUGGACUACAUGGGCCAGAAUGCAUUGCAGCUGGCGGUGGCCAACGAGCAUCUAGAGGUUACGGAGCUGUUACUGAAGAAGGAUAAUCUGGCCAGGAUAGGGGAUGCUCUACUGUUGGCAAUCAGUAAAGGAUACAUUAGGAUAGUGGAGGCCAUAUUGAGACACAGGGCCUUCGCAGACACACGGAGGCUCGUCGACAGUCCUGGCCGAGCAGAGACACAAGACGACUUCUUCUCCUAUGACGAGGAUGGUACACGGUUUUCUCAUGACAUCACCCCCAUCAUCCUGGCCUCUCACUGCCAUGAGUACGAGGUAGUACACAUCCUCCUGAGGAAGGACGCCCGUAUCGAUCGACCACACGACUACCUCUGUAAGUGUGGCACCUGCAGCUCCCACCAGAAGCAUGACUCGUUCAGCCACUCUCGGUCCCGUAUCAACGCCUAUAAAGGGCUGGCCAGCCCGGCCUACAUGUCUCUCUCUAGCAAAGACCCUGUGAUGGCUGCCCUGGAGCUGAGCAACGAGCUGGCUGUCCUGGCUAACAUCGAGAAGGAGUUUAAGAAAGAUUACAAGGAACUGUCCGUGCAAUGUGAAGACUUUGUGGUCGGACUGCUGGACCUGUGCCGUAACACGGAGGAGGUGGAGGCCAUCUUGAAUGGGGACAUUGAUGCCAGUGAAAACAAUGAGCCACAUGAAAGACCUAGUUCUAUAAGACUAAAGCUCGCAAUAAAAUAUGAACUGAAGAAGUUCAUAGCCCAUCCAAACUGUCAGCAGCAGCUCAUGUCUAUCUGGUACGAGAACCUGUCUGGACUGAGACAGCAGACCAACGUUGUCAAGUUUCUGGUAGUUCUGGGUGUAGCUGUUGGACUGCCUGUCCUGGCUCUGCUCUACUGGGUGGCACCGACUUGCAAGCUGGGUAAGAUAAUGCGUGGUCCCUUCCUGAAGUUCGUGGCCCAUGCAGCUUCCUUCACCAUCUUCCUGGGCCUGCUGGUGAUGAAUGCAGCGGAUCGCUUCCAGGGUACCAAACUGCUCCCUAACAUGACAGUACAGGACCACCCCUCUCAGCUGUUCAGGAUGACGACCACCCCCUUCACCUGGAUGGAGAUACUCAUCAUAUCCUGGGUCAUAGGAAUGGUCUGGGCUGAGUGUAAGGAGAUUUGGUCCCAGGGAGCUCGGGAAUAUCUUUCGGAGACAUGGAAUCUUCUAGACUUUGGAAUGCUGAGCCUUUUCGUGACAUCCUUCAUCACUAGAUUUAUGGCGUUCUGGCAUGCGUAUUCAGCACAGAGCUACGUCAACAAGCACUAUACCGACCUGUCCAACAUUACCCUGGUCCCGGAGAUAGAGUACUACAGACUGGCCCGUAAUAACUGGGUUCCCUCGGACCCCCAGAUCAUCUCAGAGGGUCUGUAUUCCAUCGCUGUGGUACUGAGCUUCUCUCGCAUCGCCUACAUCCUCCCAGCCAAUGAGAGUUUCGGGCCCCUGCAGAUAUCUCUGGGACGCACGGUGAAAGAUAUCUUCAAGUUCAUGGUGAUCUUCAUCAUGGUUUUUGUGGCCUUCAUGUUUGGAAUGUUCAAUCUCUACUCGUACUACCUGGGAGCCAAGCAGAACGACGCCUUCACCACGAUUGAGGAAAGUUUCAAGACGUUAUUCUGGGCCAUAUUUGGCCUGUCCGAAGUCAAGUCAGUGAAGAUCAACAAUGGCCAUAAGUUUAUCGAGAAUAUCGGCUAUAUCCUUUAUGGGGUUUAUAACGUCACCAUGGUGAUCGUCCUGCUCAACAUGCUCAUUGCCAUGAUCAAUAACUCCUUCCAGGAAAUAGAGGAUGACGCUGAUGUAGAGUGGAAAUUUGCCCGGGCUAAGCUAUGGUUCUCCUACUUUGAGGAAGGUGGGACAUUACCUGUCCCCUUUAACCUGGUUCCUAGUCCCAAGUCAAUCAUCGCCCUGGUCCUGGAGCUAAGGGACCUCAUGCUGAAGGCCCUCAACAGACACAAGAGCUGUCACAAUGAGGAUACAGAGCUCAAUAAGUUGGAUCAUCAUAAGAAUUCAACUGUUGGAGGUCUGGCUUGUCCAGGUCGGCACCAGAAGAUCAUGAAACGCCUCAUCAAGAGAUAUGUGAUGAAAGCACAGAUCAAUAAAGACAGUGAGGAAGUGAAUGAAGGAGAGCUGAAGGAGAUUAAACAUGACAUCUCCAGUUUACGCUACGAACUCCUGGAGCAGAAGAACCACAAUACGGAGGAGUUAGCUGAGCUGAUCCGGAGACUGGGAGAGAAGAUACCUGCCGAGCAGCAGAGGCAUCAGGGUCAGAUAUAGAUAUAUGUAUCCUACAUCAUCUAGGAUCAAUGAUGAGUGAGCUGAUCAGGAGGAGACUGGGAGAGAGGACACCUGCCGAACACCAGCCACAUACGCUGAACAUAUAAAACAUCAAAGCUUUUUUCCAUGACUGAGUCCAGGUGAAAGUUAUCAUCCCUUAUUGAUGUCACUUGUUAAAUCCACUUCAAUCAGUGUAGAUGAAGGGGAGGAGACAUGUAGAUGAAGGGGAGGAGACAUGUAGAGGAAGGGGAGGAGACAUGUAGAUAAAGGGGAGGAGACAUGUAGAGGAAGGGGAGGAGACAUGUAGAUAAAGGGGAGGAGACAUGUAGAUGAAGGGGAGGAGACAUGUAGAUGAAAGGGAGGAGACAUGUAGAUGAAGGGGAGGAGACAUGUAGAUGAAGGGGGAGACAUGUAGAUGAAGGGGAGGAGACAUGUAGAUGAAGGGGAGGAGACAUGUAGAUGAAGGGGAGGAGACGGGUUAAAGAAGGAUUUUUAAGCCUUGAGACAAUUGAGACUUGGAUUGUGUAUUUGUGCUAUUCAGAGGGUGAACGGACAAGACAAAAUAUUUAAGUGCCUUUGAACGGGGUUUUGUAGUAGGUGCCAGGAACACCGGUUUGUGUCAAGAACUGCAACGCUGCUGGGUUUUUCACACUCAACAGUUUCCCUGUGUAUCUCGAACGGACAACCACCCAAAGGACAUCCAGCCAACUUGACACAACUGUGGGAAGUAUUGGAGUCAACACGGGCCAGCAUCCCUGUGGAACACUUUCCACACCUUGUAGAGUCCAUACCCUCACUAAUUGAGGGCAAAGAAGGGGUGGUUUCACCUCAAUAUUAGGAAGGUGUUCUUAAUGUUUGGUAUACUCAGUGUAUAAGAGGUAUACCCAACGUCCCUGUGGAACGCUUUCCACACCUUGUAGAGUCCAUACCCUCACUAAUUGAGGGCAAAGAAGGGGUGGUUUCACCUCAACAUUAGGAAGGUGUUCUUAAUAAUGUUUGGUAUACUCAGUGUAUAAGAGGUAUACCCAACGUCCCAGUAGACUCCAGAAACAAUAUUAUCCCCACUGUUUAUUCAAUGCAAUGGUCAAAUGAAUGAAUUAUUUUAGGUGAGUAACCCAGAAACUCAUAAUGGGAUUUUGCUGGAUUGUCUCUUGGUGACACGUCCUGACAGGACUCUAAAUGCAGGUGCUCUUCCUGUUUCAGUGAUCCAUCAUCUCCUGGGAUUGGAUAAUGAACAUACCUAAAGUACCACAUAGAUUCAUUUAAAACCAUGUACAAAUGUAUGUAUGUAUGUAUAUGUAUGUAUGUGUGUAUGUGUGUGUGUGUGUGUGUGUGUGUAUAUACUUUCAUCGAUGACUUGAUAUCCAGAAACUGGCAAAGAUUCUAACUAAAAUACAUGGGAUUACUUCCUCACUGAAUUCACAAUGGUAUGUAAUGAACACCGUGGAGUGAAAGUUAAAGGAGCUGCCUUAACACAUCUGUUCAGACAAAGGGAUAAAGCCUAUAGAACAUGAAGAAACACCAGUAAAAUCAGCUAUAAUGACCAUUAGGCUGGGGGGCGUCGGAGUGCAAACCUAGUACGUAAAGGGACCGGUGGACUCAGAGGUUAGAAAGGUGAUGAAGAUGAAGAAACACCAGUAAAAUCAGCUAUAA
Oncorhynchus nerka (sockeye salmon) is the source of this 4324-nucleotide messenger RNA. It is a transcript of the gene trpc6b, whose product is annotated as transient receptor potential cation channel, subfamily C, member 6b. Gene Ontology annotation, biological process: single fertilization; regulation of cytosolic calcium ion concentration; calcium ion transmembrane transport. Bases 17 to 2671 code for a protein of 884 amino acids. The record is from RefSeq and is a predicted model, not a curated record. The transcript has 12 exons. Gene Ontology annotation, molecular function: inositol 1,4,5 trisphosphate binding; store-operated calcium channel activity; protein binding. Lineage: Eukaryota; Metazoa; Chordata; Actinopteri; Salmoniformes; Salmonidae. Gene Ontology annotation, cellular component: plasma membrane; cation channel complex.